AUGAAUCGUUUAACUGAGGACCACCAAGAACUCAAGAGCAUAGGAAAUGACGGCCAUAUAAAUACUGAUCAUCCUGAAGAGAAGGCCCAUCAAGAUUCUGGCUCGGUUGUAGGGAGAAAAGGAUCAGGUGAGAAGGAAAUGGCCCCCAUGGCCGGAAGUUCAAUUCACCGGUCAUCUUCUCGGCCGCAGCUGGAUCUGAGUGGGGCCGCCAUCCAGGGGAAUUUCGAGGAGAAGGACCCGACGAUUUUGCUGCCGAAUCAGUCUGAUGAUAUUUCUCACUUGGCUUUGGAUAUUGGAGGAUCAUUAAUUAAGCUGGUGUACUUCUCAAGGCACGAGAACCAAUCGGCCAAUGACCGGAGGAGAAAGAUUAUCGAGGCACGACUCGGUAUUACCAAUGUAAACAGAAGGAGCUACCCGAUUCUUGGAGGGAGACUACACUUUGUUAAAUUCGAGACGUAUAAAAUUAACGAGUGCUUGGAUUUCAUCUAUUCCAAGCAGCUUCAUCGUGGGGGAAUGGAAUCACGGAUUUGGCAAUCUGAGGUUCCAAACACGGAGAACACUGUAAUUAAGGCAACAGGUGGUGGGGCCCACAAGUUUGCCGAUCUUUUCAAGGAAAGGCUUGGGAUUAGUAUAGAGAAAGAGGAUGAAAUGAAUUGCCUUGUGGCUGGUGCAAAUUUCCUACUCAAGGCUAUUCGACAUGAAGCUUUUACGCACAUGGAGGGCCGAAAAGAGUUUGUGCAGAUCGACUCAAAUGACUUGUUUCCUUAUCUUCUUGUCAAUAUAGGAUCUGGUGUCAGUAUAAUAAAGGUCGAUGGAGAUGGAGUAUUUCAGCGUGUUAGUGGAACAAAUGUCGGUGGGGGUACAUAUUGGGGUCUAGGGAGGCUCUUAACCAAGUGCAAAAGGGGCCACGCAUACACUAUGGACACCAUCUCAUUUGCUGUCCACUUCUGGUCGAAAGGACAGGCACAAGCAAUGUUCUUGAGACAUGAAGGAUUUUUAGGUGCUAUAGGUGCAUUUAUGAGCUAUGAAAAGCAUGGCCUCGAUGAUCUAAUGGUCCAUCAGUUUGUCGAGAGGUUCCCUAUGGGUGCACCAUAUAUUGGAGGCAAUGUACAUGGUCCACCUUUAGGAGAUUUAAAUGAAAAGAUCUCUUGGAUGGAAAAGUUUGUGCUGAAAGGGACUGAAAUAACAGCUCCAGUUCCAAUGGCUCCUCCCGGAACUACUGGCCUCGGUGGAUUUGAGGUCCCAUCAUCAAAAGGAGAUACUUUAAGACCUGAUGCUAGCAAACUGAAUGUUGGGGUUCUUCAUUUGGUACCGAGUUUGGAGGUUUUUCCAUUGUUGGCCGAUCCAAAAACAUACGAGCCCAACACUAUAGAUCUUUCAGAUCAUGGCGAGCUCGAGUAUUGGUUCACUGUGCUGUCAGGACAUAUGCCAGACCUUGUAGAUAAGGCCGUGGCUAGUGAAGGUGGUACAGAUGAUGCUAAAAGGAGAGGAGAUGCGUUUGCUCGUGCAUUCUCAGCUCACCUUGCAAGAUUAAUGGAGGAGCCAGCUGCAUAUGGAAAGUUGGGAUUGGCCAACCUUUUGGAACUAAGAGAAGAGUGUUUACGUGAGUUUCAUUUUCAUGAUGCCUACAGAAGCAUAAAACAGAGAGAAAACGAGGCAUCACUUGCAGUUCUACCUGAUUUGUUGAUGGAGAUUGACCGUAUGGACGAGGAAACAAGAUUGCUUACAUUGAUUGAAGGUGUGCUGGCAGCAAACAUCUUCGACUGGGGCUCACGAGCUUGUGUCGAUCUCUACCAUCAAGGGACGAUUAUCGAGAUAUACAGAAUGAGUCGAAACAAGAUGCAAAGGCCUUGGAGGGUUGACGAUUUUGAUGUUUUCAAAGAGCGAAUAUUUGGUUCGGUCGAGAAGAAGCCUCACCGGUACAAUAGGGCAUUGCUUUUUGUCGAUAACUCGGGUGCUGAUAUUGUGUUAGGGAUGCUUCCACUUGCUAGGGAACUCCUUCGAAGAGGAACUGAAGUUGUUUUGGUCGCCAAUUCACUCCCGGCUCUGAACGACAUCACAGCCAUGGAGUUACCGGACAUUGUUGCCGAAGCUGCAAAGCAUUGUGACAUCCUUCGAGGGGCAGCUGAAGCAGGGGGGCUUUUAGUGGAUGCAAUGAUUAACAAUCUCGAUAGCCCGAGAGCAAGAUCCUUAUCUGUACCGUUAAUGGUUGUCGAAAAUGGAUGUGGAAGUCCGUGCAUUGACUUGCGACAAGUCAGCUCUGAGUUGGCAGCUGCCGCCAAGAAUGCUGAUCUGGUCAUUUUGGAAGGGAUGGGACGUGCGUUACAUACGAAUUUCAAUGCAAAGUUCAAAUGUGAUGCUCUAAAGCUUGCAAUGGUGAAGAACCAGCGCUUGGCGGCAAAACUAAUCAACGGUAACAUUUACGACUGCGUCUGCCGAUUUGAACCAGCGGCAUGA
Molecule: messenger RNA, 2457 nt
Organism: Striga hermonthica
Lineage: Eukaryota; Viridiplantae; Streptophyta; Magnoliopsida; Lamiales; Orobanchaceae
Source: the annotation of a GenBank genome assembly